ACGUGUCAUGAAAACUCUCACGUCAUCGUUUCUUUUCACGCCACGUGGCCUUCUUCACUACAUUUACUGCUUAAAUAAAUACAUCUGUUUAUUUUUAUCUUCUUUGUAUAUCAUUUUUGUUUAGAAAAAAAGAAAAAUACAAGAAAACAAGGUAAAAAAAAAGAUGUUGGAGCAUAUGAAUGGUAAUUUUGAGGAAGAUGAAAAUGGGAUUGGAUUGAGUUUAAGCUUAUCAAUUGGAGGAAAUUACACAAAGAAAGAUGAUCAAAUCUGUAAUAAUUCAAAUGAUAAGAUGUUAAUAGAGUGUCAGAGAUCAAAAAAGAGGGCAUUACAUAGAGAAAUGAUGGAGAAUGAAGAAUUAGUUAGUAGAAAAAGCAAAAUUACUACUUUUGGUGAUGACGAUGUAAAAAGCUUGAAUCUUUUUGUUAAUCAAGAUUCAUGUUUAAAGGAUCACAACCUUUUAGUUCCAAUUUGCGAUCAUCGGAAUGUUGAGAAAAGGGAAUUGACGAAGAAAAAUUGUGGAGGUUUUAGAAUUUAUAACUCGAAUACGAGUUAUGAUCAAUGUAGAAGUAGUGAGUCGAAUGGAUCUACGAUUACAGAAUGCCAAAGUUCGUCUCCUAAAGGUACAAGUAGCGAGCAAUGUCGCGCUCAUCAAAGACGAGCAGGACCAAAAAACAGAGGAAAAGAGGAAUUGUGGCAUGAUUCAGUUGCUUUAACGAAUGCCGUGUGUUUCAGCAACGGGUAAUGGCCCAAAUGGGAAGACGAUAGAUGGAUUAUUG
This is a messenger RNA of Solanum lycopersicum (tomato), 776 nucleotides long. NCBI's taxonomy places the organism in Eukaryota, Viridiplantae, Streptophyta, Magnoliopsida, Solanales, Solanaceae. The record is from RefSeq and is a predicted model, not a curated record.